Molecule: messenger RNA, 714 nt
Organism: Kickxella alabastrina
Lineage: Eukaryota; Fungi; Kickxellomycota; Kickxellomycetes; Kickxellales; Kickxellaceae
Product: serine hydrolase FSH
Exons: 1
Coding region: 1-714 (237 amino acids)
Cellular component (GO): nucleus; cytoplasm
Source: RefSeq, a predicted model, not a curated record
AUGCACAAGCCAAAGAUCCUCUGCCUGCACGGCUUUGCUGAAUCCGCCUCGGUCUUCCGCAUCCGCACACGCGCGCUGCGCGCUCUCCUCGCACCGCACGCCGAGCUCAUCUACCUGGACGCACCAGUCAACAUUGGCGACCUGCACCUGACCUUUCAAGACACCGCAGACACCCAAGAGGCGCCCGGCGAUUUCACCAACCUGGGCUGGUGGUGGAAGCGCGCCGGCAAGCACAUUGAGCUCCGCGGGCUAGGGCUAAGCCUGGCACUGGUGGCGAAAACAUUGGAGGAGCAAGGCCCGUUCAUCGGCAUCCUGGGGUUCUCGCAGGGCGGCUGUCUCGCUGCCAUCAUAGCUGCGCUACUGCAGCAGCAGCAUGAUCAGAAGCAUAAGAAGCAUGUACAUGGGUUGGCGUUUCCUGUCGAGGUCAGCCAUCCGCCGGUCAAAUUCGUCAUUGUCGCCGGCGCCUUCCCUCUGGACACAGCGGAGCACCAGGCCGUGUAUGGGGAGAAGAUUCAAGCGGCGAGUUUGCAUAUGAUGGGCGCAUACGAUACUGUGGUGGCUGCAGAGUCGUCGCAAAAGCUGAUGCGAUGCUUUGAAGCCCCGCAGGUGUUUGAGUUUGAGGGAGGGCAUUUUAUCCCACAGACUUUGCAGUGCUCUAGGACUGUCAAACGCUUCUUGCGCCCGUUUGUUUCUGGACUUAAUAGUACUGUGUGA